AGACCUUUCAGCAGGUCUUGCUAAAUAUUCUGUCGCAAACCGACAAUGAUUAUCAGCUUUAUCUCUUCCAGCUUUCUAACAUCACGGUUUAUCUUACAACAUAACCUCACUGCUCAUAUCUUUGCUGAGUGAGAAAGUCAACGUCGCCAUCUUGCGUUUGAACAUCUGAAUUGCCUGCCUGAUCCGGUCUUCGUCAGCCAACCAGGAAAGAGGGUUUGCCGUGAUCUGGACUGAGGCGGAUGAGACCAGAAACCUUUGUUCUGUCCCUCCUCUGAAAAACGAAAACAGAAACCAGAGCCCAUUAGAGCGUCCCAACAAACUGCGCUCAUGAUUUUAGCUGCAGAGAUCUCCUAAGGAUGAGAAAUUAAAGAUAAAUUAACAGGAUUCAAUCAUCAGGCUUCAUCGGGGUUUUUCAUCUGUGAUCGCUGCAAGCCGACGGGGACAUCUGGACGGCUGUUUUUCCUGUCAGCUGCUAAAUGGAAAUACAACACGAAACUGAAAGUGGAAGCAGUCGAGGUAAUGAUCUUCCAGUCCACUAUCUGCGCCUCCUGGCCCCGCCCUUGCAGCUUCUAUCAGCUGCAGUGUGGCAGGUAGUGCAGCAGGGACUGGUGGACCACUAUGGGAUACUGGAGGAGUUUGUCACCAUGGUGACGGAGCUGGUCCCAGAGCUGAUGAGCUACAGUCAGAGGGCUCAGCUCAUCCUGGGACUCAGAGCCAGGCUGGUCUUGGAUAUGUGUCAAGGCGAGCACCCAGUGGACAUGCAGACCAUCCAGCCACACCUGGACAGAAUUAAAGCUCCUGUCAGCACUGCCAAGGAUCACCAGGUAACCAUUAACCAGGUGGAGGAAUCUGAGGUGAACUUUGUGGAGUUGGUGCAUUCACUACUGGAGGAUCCCUCUGAAAGAAAAUACUUCUUCCAGGAAAUCUUCCCGGUGUAUUUCGGCCCAAAGUAUGACGCAGCACUUGAGAUGCUGGUGUGGGAGUUUAUAUCACGGCUGGAGGAGCUGCUGCCUGUUCCAGACUUCACACAGUUGGCAGAUUUUCUCAGAGACACUCCUUCAUUCCUAAAUGACUGUUUACAAUCCUCAUUCCCACCUGGCGACAUGAAGGCGGUACUUGAACACCACAGAAACCUCGGGCAUUUCGAAGAGAAAGAUCCUCGAUUACUACCUAUGGAUGACUGCAUCCUCUCCUCCCUGUCUCUGCCCCCUGGGUCCAAACCUGCCACAAACCCCUCCUCCGACUCACCUGCUCUCAAAGACUCAAACCCUCCUGAGCACCAGGGACAUCUCAGCGCUCCCUCUAACCCAAGCAGCAGCCUGGAGAGGACGAGCAGGGCGAGACAAAGGCUGAGGGAGGCGAGACUCCUCGGUUCUCAGGAGGGGAAAGCAGAGAGCUCAGUUAGUUCACGGACACGCGAUGAAACCAUAGACCUCACUGCUUCUAACGAGGCUGCCGACUCCGAUUCAGCAGCCAGUGAAAACAGCCAAAGCUUAAGAGGAGGACGAGUUCUCAGGAAGAGGAAGCUGAGCGGAGGGAUGGAUGUUCCCAAUAAACAGCCCACAGAGGACGCAGCUUUCCUACAUCCAUCAGUGGAUGAAGAGAACUCAGCUGAAUCUCCUCUGAUCUCCAUAUGGGGAGACUACACAGACUCUCAGGAAGGCUCUCUCCCGGUCGUAACUGACACCAAAGUUCCCUGGUCAGAUGAGGAGACACUCCACCUGCUCGACAUUUGGGGGAAGGACUCUGUGCAGCGGGCUUUGAAGGGCUGCUUAAAAAACCGUCACAUAUUCACACAGAUAGCUCAGAAAAUGGCCGAGAGAGGCUACCCCAGAUCAGUGGAGCAGUGUCAGACCAGGAUCAAACGGCUGAAGAAAAGCUUCAGACAGAACAACAGGGGGAGCUCCAGGCUGGAGUAUAAGUUUUACGAACAGCUACAGCGAGUGCUUGGCUCCUCGGCUCAUUCAGCUGUUCCUGAGGUCACCUUUGACGUCGAGGAGGUUAACGAUGAAGAGCAGCCCCAAGACGUCGACGAUGACCUGCAGUUUGUUGGUCAGACAAGCCGACUGGAAAUUGGAACUAGAAGUGUUCCAUGGACAGACUUAGAGACGCUGACCCUCAUCAACACGUGGGGUGAAGACAGGAUGCAGCAAGAGCUGAGAGGAGUCCACAGAACCGGACACAUUUUCUCCGUCAUAUCCAACAAGAUGGCCGCGCAGGGCUUCUCCCGAACACCAGAGCAGUGCCAAACCAGGCUGAAGAGGCUGAGAUCGGGUUUCAGACAGUGCUACCAAAACAAUAUGAAGAGACAGGAGCAUGUCGAGUGCAAGUUUUAUAACGAGCUGGGAAGUAUUUUGGUGAAGGACUUCCUCUCGCUGCCACAGCUGGAGGAAAUGCCCUCAGAAGAGCCUUCAGAAGACGACGUCCCUGCCUUCCCCCAACCUAAUAUAGAGUCUGCUGUGGGCGUUCAGGAAGACAGGAAGAAAGUCCCCUGGUCAGACAAAGAGACCAUCAUCCUUCUGGAGUUAUGGGGAGACCAGCAGAUCCAGAAGACCAUGAGACGCUACCCACACAACGGUCACAUUUUCACUGAAAUAUCAGAGAAACUCAGCGCUAACGGCUACUCCCGCAGCCCCGAUCAGUGUCACACCAGGAUCAAACGACUGAAGGCAAACUAUCGGCAGUGUCGGGAAAAUAUGAACUCGUCUGGGACUGACAGAGUGGACUUUAAAUUCUACGAUCUGCUGGAACAAAUCCUGGACAAGCAGCCGUCGACGUCCUCCACUGUGAUCCCAGACUCCAUCGAGAUAUCAGAAGAGUCCAAUGGUGAAUCAGUGACUGAAGCAGAUGCAGAAAUCAGCAUGUCCACAGACAAACAAGCACAGAGCUCGUGGUCGGAUGAGGAGAUCCUGGCACUCAUGGAGAUCUGGGGCGUAGAAGACGUUCAGAGGGCGCUGAGGGGUUACGUCCACAACGGUCACGUUUACGCCGAAAUUUCAGAGAGAAUGCAGGAGAUCGGCUUCCUGAAAACCUCGGAGCAGUGCCGCUGGAAAGUCAAAUCACUGCGGAGCAACUUUCGACAUUGCUACGACAGGAAGAAGAGUGGAAGAAGAGUUGAUUAUAGAUUCUACAGUCAGCUGGAACAGAUACUUGGACAGGAGGCCGUUUCUAUGGAUGAAUAUGAUGAAAGAGAAGAACAGACAGACCCAGAUCCAGAAGCAGCUGCAGAACCUUUAAACAUAGCCUGGACGGAGGAGGAGACGGUAGCUUUGGUGGAAGUUUGGGCUGCAGAGGACGUGCAGCACAGUCUGAAAACGUGCGUACGAAAUGGGCACAUAUUCGCAGACAUAGCUGAGAGGAUGACAGGCACAGGAUACCCCAGGACGGCAGAGCAGUGCCAAUGCCGUAUCAAAAGACUGAAGAAGGCGUACAGGCGAUUCUGCAACAACCGGAGAAAUGGACGUCCCUCUGCGUUCCGAUACUUCCAUCUUCUUGCUCCGGUGCUUGGUGGUGACUCCUUUUUUGCAGAAGUGGACAAUGCUGCUGCGGAUUCAACCAUGCAACCCUUCAUGGACAACGAUCUUGACAUAUACGAUCAGCCCUCAGGCAGCCACCUCCUCAGCGACCUGAGCAAAAAGACGCCCUGGUCAGACCAGGAGACCCGCACCCUCCUGGAGAUCUGGGGUGAAGACGCGGUCCAGCUCACUCUGAGGGGCUGCCAGAAGAACCGCCAUGUCUUUGUGUACAUCUCUGAUAAAAUGAACAGCCUGGGAUUCAUUCGUACCUCAGAGCAGUGCUACACCCGCGUCAAGCGCCUUAAAUAUGGCUUCCUCCAUGAAAAGGAGGAAUUUAAAUUCUUCAGGGAGAUGGAUGACAUCUUCAGAAAGGAGCUGAAAGUGGACGAGCCAGUCGAUGACACGUCCCUUCUGUCAGUUCCAGAUGUUCCAGAUGUUCCAGAUGUUCCAGAUGAGCCUGAAGACUAUGAACCCGUGUCUAGUCAAAAGAAAGGUACGUCUUACAUGGCUGAAAGCUCAAAGCUGCCCUGGAGCGAUGGAGAGACGGAGGCCCUCCUGGACAUCUGGGGGAGUGAGGAAGUCCAGGAGAACUUGAAGGGCUGUACCAAGAACAAACACAUCUUCAUCCAGAUCUCUGAGGUCAUGGCUAGCCAGGGCUACAUGCGCAGUCCUGAACAGUGUCAGACCAGGAUAAAGAGGCUGAGGGCCAAUUUCAGACACUUCCUUGAAGGCAGACAAGGAGAGAAACAAGAGUGCAAGUUCUUUGACCAACUGGUGCAGAUCUUUGGGAGCAAGUACAUAACAAACAGUGACCCCCUGACUGACGAUACAGCAGAUGUUACAGAGACCUGAAACUGUCCGUCACUUGGGGGGGUGUUGAGGACCUAGGAGCGGAAGAUUGCCAGUAGAAAAUCCCGAAGAGAAGAAACCGGCCGUAUCACUGAGUGUUGUGAGCAGUUCUGCCAAGGCUCACUCAUAUCUUCGUUUGCCUCUGUAUGACGUCUACUUUAAAUACUUUUACACUCUGCAUAGACACAGGCUAUUGUUGUGUGUGAGUGUGUUUAGUGUGUGUGCGUGUGGGUGUGUGUGUGUGUGUGUGUGUGUGUGUUUUGCAUCCCUCCACCAGAGUGUCUUGUGAUUAUUAACAAUAGAGCCAUGACAUGAAAACCAGGAAGCUCAGGGCUCAAGGGACAUAAAAAAAUCUCAACAAGGAGUCACGUGAAGCGCUGUGCUCCUCCAGAAAACAAGGUUUUUACUUCUCUAUGAUUAUUUUAUACUUGAAUUUAAAGUGAGGAGGUCUAAGCACAAAAAGAAACUCACACAAGGUCUUUGUUACUGUAGCCACAGUGUUCUUUUGCUCUGUUUGUCUUAAUUCAUGCCUCACUUGUUGAAUUCUUCCAACGUUGGACUUGUUUACCGUGAUCAGACACUCAAAGCUUUGACUUGUUAUUUUGUGCUCCGUGUUCAUUGCUCUUGUUUACAAUGUUAUUUAUUUAUUUAUUUGAAUUGUUAUUCAUUCUGUAUUUCAGAGAUCUACGAGUUACUUGAAACAUGUUACGUUCCGAACUUUGUUGAAGCACAUUCGUUCCACAAAAGUGCUGAGGUUUCACACGCCCAUUAAACGCAGCUUCAAAUGUU
Molecule: messenger RNA, 5153 nt
Organism: Notolabrus celidotus (New Zealand spotty)
Lineage: Eukaryota; Metazoa; Chordata; Actinopteri; Labriformes; Labridae
Exons: 25
Coding region: 477-4367 (1296 amino acids)
Biological process (GO): regulation of telomere maintenance via telomere lengthening; telomere capping
Cellular component (GO): shelterin complex
Molecular function (GO): telomeric repeat DNA binding
Source: RefSeq, a predicted model, not a curated record